CACACUUUCCAUAUUGAAGCUGGAAAGAGGAGGAAAGGGAAUCCAACUGAGAGAGAGAGAGAGAGAGAGAAUCAGAGAGUUGUAGAGUGGUGGAGAGAGAGAGAAGAGAUGGCAUCUUUCGACGCGUACAGCAUGGACGGAGAUGUGUCGGCGCGUCCAUUUGACGACGGCGGAUACGCUGCCUUCGACGAUUCGUAUACUGCCUUCUCUUCCACCGACACUCCGCCGUACUCCGGCGCUGGUUUCAGCCAGGAGUACGUGGAGGUCGAGGAGGUGCAGGUGGAUCAAGUGAACAGCUCCGAUCCGUUCGGAUUCGGGGGGAAUACUGAAGCUCCUUUUGGAUCCUCCGGUUCGAUUCCGAUCUCGAAUGGAAAUGGAAAAUCGCCUUAUGACAUUGGGGAUGAUUCCGAGGGAAUAUUUAGCUCGGAUGGACCGAUCCUUCCGCCUCCCAGUGAGAUGCAAGAAGAAGGAUUCGCGCUGCGCGAAUGGCGGAGGCUAAAUGCCCUUCGGCUGGAGGAGAAGGAGAAGAGGGAAAAAGAAAUGCGAAACCAGAUUAUAGAAGAGGCUGAACAAUUUAAGCAAGCUUUUUACGAGAAAAGGAAGCUUAAUGUAGAGACUAACAAGACCAACAACAGAGAGAAAGAGAAGUUAUACUUGGCCAGUCAAGAAAAAUUCCACAAAGAGGCUGAUAAGCAGUACUGGAAAGCCAUAGCAGAGCUCAUUCCAAAUGAGGUGCCCAACAUUGAGAAGAGGGGAAAGAAGAAGGAUCAAGAAAAGAAGCCAUCUAUAACUGUUGUCCAAGGUCCUAAACCUGGCAAACCAACUGAUCUUUCAAGGAUGCGUGGAAUACUUGUGAAGCUGAAGCACAAUCCCCCACCUCACAUGUUACCACCCCCACCUGCUCCUGCCAAGGAGGGGAAAGAUGGCAAGGACGGGAAGAACAUAAAGAAUGCAAAGGAUGCAGCGCCUAAUGCAACUGGACCCGGGACAAAAGAGGCACCAGCAGUACCUGCCAAAGAUUCUGUUCCCAAUGGUGGUACACAGGAAUCAGAAGAACCUACUCUUCCUGCCAAUGACCAGCCGGCUAGUUAAAUGAUUCUAAACCUUGUUUCCAUACUCUCUGGAUUCCUGUUCCCAGAACUGCCUCUUUUAUCUUCAUAAUUUUUUAUUCCUUCAUGCGCCCCAUUUUGUAUUGUCAAAGAUGAACAGAGAUAGAAACUGUGGCUGGAUCUAGCACCCAUGUUUUGAGCUUCCGGUCGAGAUUCAUGUGUUGUGUAGUAUAAUUGCUUGAACGCAUCUUGUUAUCGUGAUCUUCUUUUUGGGUUGUUCUUUUCA
Messenger RNA from Sesamum indicum (sesame), 1335 nucleotides. RefSeq names its product clathrin light chain 1. The record is from RefSeq and is a predicted model, not a curated record. NCBI's taxonomy places the organism in Eukaryota, Viridiplantae, Streptophyta, Magnoliopsida, Lamiales, Pedaliaceae. Gene Ontology annotation, molecular function: structural molecule activity; clathrin heavy chain binding. Gene Ontology annotation, biological process: clathrin-dependent endocytosis; intracellular protein transport. Gene Ontology annotation, cellular component: clathrin coat of trans-Golgi network vesicle; clathrin coat of coated pit; plasma membrane.